This is a messenger RNA of Nannospalax galili (Upper Galilee mountains blind mole rat), 511 nucleotides long. RefSeq names its product chromosome unknown C19orf33 homolog (gene CUNH19orf33). The transcript is spliced from 4 exons. Gene Ontology annotation, cellular component: nucleus. The coding region runs from base 116 to 430 and encodes 104 amino acids. The record is from RefSeq and is a predicted model, not a curated record. NCBI's taxonomy places the organism in Eukaryota, Metazoa, Chordata, Mammalia, Rodentia, Spalacidae.
GUCAGUGAGUCAGGGCCCCAGAGCUGCGGGAACAAAGGUCCAGAGGGUGGGACUCCACAGGAUUCCUGAGGCGGGCAGAUCCCGGGCUCCUCCCCCGGGCACUCCAGUGCAAGCCAUGGAGUUCGACCUGGCCGCAGCUUUGGGCCCCAAUUCCAAGAAGCCAGCGGGCGCAGGCCAGAUGGGAGACUCCCAGCAUUGUCCUCUGAAACCUCCGGACCGGCCAGAGGCCGGCGCUGCUCACAAGCCAGGGGAUGGCCGCCGCAGCUCUUCCGACUCCAGCAGCAGCAGCAGCAGCAGCAGCAGCUCCAGAGACUCGGAGGCGAAAGGGAAGCCGAGUGCUCCGGGCUGCAAGCAGCACGAACGCGCUCCGGAUAAGGCCAAGAAGCCCAAGGUGAAGAAGGAGAAGAAGAAGAAGAAAGCCCCCCACUAAGUCAUUAAAGCUCCCUGCCGCCCUCCGUCCCGUCCGCCGCCCCGCUCCCCAGCGUCCCCUAUCCGGCAGGCACGAAACCGA